Messenger RNA from Hyaena hyaena (striped hyena), 1708 nucleotides. It is a transcript of the gene PEF1, whose product is annotated as penta-EF-hand domain containing 1. The record is from RefSeq and is a predicted model, not a curated record. Gene Ontology annotation, molecular function: calcium ion binding. The transcript has 5 exons. The coding region runs from base 54 to 911 and encodes 285 amino acids. Gene Ontology annotation, biological process: COPII vesicle coat assembly. Lineage: Eukaryota; Metazoa; Chordata; Mammalia; Carnivora; Hyaenidae.
AGGUUUAGGACGGGGAAGCCCCGCCCGCCGCCGGGGUGUGACGUCGAGUCGCCAUGGCCAGCUACCCGUACGGGCAGGGCUGCCCAGGAGCUGGACAGGCGCCCGGGGCCCCCCCGGGGAGCUACUGCCCUGGACCCCCCCAUGCUGGAGGGCAGUAUGGCAGGGGGCUACCCCCCGGUGGCAGUUACGGAGGGGGGCCUGCCCCCGGGGGGCCUUACGGACCACCAGCCGCUGGAGGACCCUAUGGGCACCCCAGUCCCGGGGGGCUCCCAUCUGGAACUCCAGGAGGACUGUAUGGCGGUGCGGCCCCAGGGGGUCCCUACGGUCAGCCACCUCCGAAUUCCUACGGACAGGGACCUUACGGACAGGGACCUCCUCCGGGUGGCGUUCCCCCCAAUGUGGAUCCCGAGGCUUAUUCCUGGUUCCAGUCAGUAGACUCUGACCACAGCGGCUACAUCUCCAUCAAGGAGCUGAAGCAGGCCCUGGUCAACUCCAACUGGUCCUCGUUCAACGACGAGACAUGCCUCAUGAUGAUAAACAUGUUCGACAAGACGAAGUCAGGCCGCAUCGACGUCUAUGGAUUCUCGGCCCUGUGGAAGUUCAUCCAGCAGUGGAAGAACCUCUUCCAGCAGUACGACCGGGACCACUCGGGCUCCAUCAGCUACGCCGAGCUGCAGCAAGCUCUGGCCCAAAUGGGCUACAACCUGAGCCCCCAGUUCACGCAGCUCCUGGUCUCCCGCUAUUGCCCGCGCUCCGCCAGCCCUGCCAUGCAGCUCGACCGCUUCAUCCAGGUGUGCACCCAGCUGCAGGUGCUGACCGAGGCUUUCCGGGAGAAGGACACAGCUGUGCAGGGCAGCGUCCGGCUCAGCUUCGAGGACUUCGUCACCAUGACGGCUUCUCGGAUGCUAUGACCCAGCCCGUCUGUAGAGAGCAGAGUGUGCCGAGACCUUGCCUGGCUCCUCAGAGAGGGAGAGCCAGGCGGGCCUCUCCUCUUCUCCUGCCCCUCCUAGAAAAAGAUUCUCCUUUGCCUGAUGGCAGCACUGUUCCUGAAGAGGGCUGGGAGUUUUGUGUCAGUCACCAGACAGUGGGGACCUGGGCUAAGGCCACACGGGUAGUGGCCUAAGAGAGGGCUGGACGUUGAACAUCCUUAGAGCCCUGUGCGUUUCAGUGGCCCAGCCUUGUGCCAGGAGCAGGGGAUGCCAGUCAUUGCGACAGAGUUAGCGCCCAGUCUGCUGGGCUCCAGGCUCUAGGCUGCCGCUUCUGCACCCUAACACCAGGGGUAAGUGUUGUCAGCCUCAUGCCAUUAGCACCCAAGUCCCCUCCCCCUGUACUGUCCUGUCAGAUGAACUCAGUUCCUCCGGAGUGGAAGCUGGCCGAGCAUGGGAGAGGUUUGCCCGCGGGACCAAGUGGCCUGGGUUCCACCCCCCCCCGCCACACCCACGCGUCCGCGUGUGGUGACCAGCUGCCCGGCUGCUGGCCCCGCUCCGGGCUGGCACAGCCUGUGCUCAGGGCGCCCUUGGCCCGGCUGCAGCGCAGACCCCUUGCUCGCCUGCUGUUCUUUGCUUGGUUUCAACCCCCAGGGGACAGAUGCCGCCUCCCACCGCCAAUGCCGGGGUUUUUUUUUCAGCUGUGUUUUUUUUUUUUUUUUUCUUUCGGGGCCAAAAGUCCGGUGAAACUGUAAGCUUCAAUAAAAGCCCAGAACUCUGGA